UCCGCCCACCCGCCACGUCAGAAGGCACGCCGGGCCGCGUGUGCACCAAACGAGCGCACCCUGGAAUCACACCGACGGACUUUCGGCGAAUGAGAUAAACAAAGAGCCGGCGGAGACUUUCCAGGGAAACAGACAACGCUCCUCAAGCUCCACGGAAACAUGGAAACGGAUGGAGCCAGAUGAGCGAUAUCAGCGAACUUUGAUCAGCCCGUAUCUCCCGAAAGGUCUGAGUCAGGAGAAGGUAUCCUCCUUCCUGAAGCGGCUGCGGGCCGAGCCACGCUACCUGUUGGCCCAGAAUGUGUCGACCUGCAUCGACCCGCUGGAGGUUUGUCUGCACCGGCAGACCGUCCAGGAUACUGUGCACAUCUUCCAGCACACGCUCCCCACAGAGGGCAAGCCCGUCACCAACCAGAAAAACUCAGGGAGAUGUUGGAUCUUCUCGUGCCUCAACGUCAUGCGCCUUCCCUUCAUGACGAAACAUAACAUCGAGGAGUUUGAGUUUAGUCAGUCCUAUCUUUUUUUCUGGGACAAGGUCGAGCGUUGCUACUACUUCCUGCAGGCCUGUGUGGAGACGGCGCUGAGGAAGGAGCCGGUGGACGGACGCCUGGUCCAGUUCCUGCUCUCCAAUCCAACCAAUGACGGGGGACAGUGGGACAUGCUGGUCAACCUCAUUGAAAAGUACGGCGUGAUUCCAAAGAAGUGCUUUCCGGAGUCCCACAGCUCGGAGGCCUCCCGCCGAAUGAACGACAUCCUGAAUCACAAGCUGAGAGAAUACUGCCUGAGACUGAGGAACAUGGUGGCCAGUGAUGCGACUAAAGAUGAGCUGUCUGACGCGAUGGACACCAUGAUCGAGGAGGUGUUCCGGGUGGUCAGCGUUUGCCUCGGCAGUCCUCCGGAGACCAUCUGCUGGGAGUACCGGGACAAGGAGAAGGCCUUCCAUCGCAUGGGACCCCUCACCCCACAGGAGUUCUACCUGGAGCACGUCAAACCUCUGUACGACAUUCACGACAAAAUCUGCCUGGUGAACGACCCCCGACCCCAGAACCCUUACGCCAAGCUGUACAGCGUCGAGUUCCUCGGGAACAUGGUCGGCGGGCGCCCCACGCAGUACAACAACCAGGCCAUCCAGCUGCUUAAAAAGGCCGCGGCCGAUUCCAUCAAGGACGGAGAGGCGGUGUGGUUCGGUUGCGACGUCGGGAAACACUUCCACGGCAAGCUGGGCAUUAACGACAUGAACGUGUUCAACCAUGAGCUUGUGUUUGGCAUUUCAGUGAAGAACCUCUCUAAAGCAGAGCGACUGAUAUUCGGAGACUCUCUCAUGACCCACGCGAUGAUCCUCACUGCUGUCACGGACAAGACUCCGGAUGAGAAGGAAGGAUUUGAGAAGUGGAGGGUGGAGAACUCCUGGGGGGACGACCGUGGGAACAAAGGUUACCUGAUCAUGACGGACGACUGGUUCUCCGAAUAUGUGUACGAGGUGGUGGUAGACAAGAAGUACCUCACGGAGGAUGUCCUGGCAGUGAUGAAAGAGGAGCCCGUUGUACUUCCUGCCUGGGACCCCAUGGGAGCCCUGGCAUAACUACAGGAAUCCAGGUUUUAGCCCCCAACCUCUGGUCUAUUUGACUCCGCCCUAUUCAUUGGCUGCUUUUACCACUCCAGUACUUCCCUCCCCCCCCCCCCUCCCGCACCUCCUUCCAAAACAGCCUGAUCUUAUAGACAAUGUAAUAAAUGAUUUUGUUUUCUUUUUUA
Messenger RNA from Pseudoliparis swirei, 1749 nucleotides. It is a transcript of the gene blmh, whose product is annotated as bleomycin hydrolase. Gene Ontology annotation, biological process: proteolysis; L-homocysteine catabolic process; response to toxic substance. The record is from RefSeq and is a predicted model, not a curated record. The coding region runs from base 170 to 1579 and encodes 469 amino acids. Gene Ontology annotation, cellular component: cytoplasm. The transcript is spliced from 13 exons. Gene Ontology annotation, molecular function: cysteine-type aminopeptidase activity. Lineage: Eukaryota; Metazoa; Chordata; Actinopteri; Perciformes; Liparidae.